Molecule: messenger RNA, 1756 nt
Organism: Nelumbo nucifera (sacred lotus)
Lineage: Eukaryota; Viridiplantae; Streptophyta; Magnoliopsida; Proteales; Nelumbonaceae
Gene: PARVUS
Product: Nucleotide-diphospho-sugar transferases superfamily protein
Cellular component (GO): Golgi apparatus
Molecular function (GO): glycosyltransferase activity
Source: RefSeq, a predicted model, not a curated record
UGUAGUUGAGGGGAGUGGGGCCCCUCACCCUCACCCUCACCCGACCUCUCGCUACACGCUAGUCGCAUUUCUCUCCCCAUCCCUCUCUCUUAAAACCGCAGACCCCCCUCUCCACUCUUUAGCCUUGGGUCUUCAGCAAUCAGCACCUUACGCCCACGGCCACGACACUAUGGCCAGACCAUCAACACCCCCUCUCCUCUUCCUCUCCCUUUCUCUCUUCAUCUUCUUUUUCACCUUCACUCUUGCUGCUGCCUCCCAGCAAUUCAGAGAAGCCCCGGAAUUCUACAAUUCUCCGGAAUGCCCUUCCAUCUUCAACGACGACGACGACGACGUUCAUGUCCACGACAGCAAUACCACUGUGUGCUCCGAUCACAUCGUCCACGUCGCAAUGACUCUCGAUGCCGCCUAUCUCCGAGGCUCUGUGGCUGCAAUCCUAUCCGUCCUUCAACAUUCUUCUUGCCCCCAAAAUAUUGACUUCCACUUCGUCACUUCUGCCUCUGCCGACACUGAUUACCUUCGCCGCACCAUCGCCAAUUCCUUCCCUUAUCUCCGAUUCCACCUCUAUCGCAUCGAUGACGCAGCCGUAUCGGGCCUCAUCUCCACCUCCAUACGUGCCGCCCUCGACUGCCCUCUCAACUACGCACGCAAUUACCUGGCUAAUCUCCUUCCCUUGUGCGUACGCCGAGUCGUCUACCUCGACUCGGACCUUAUCCUCGUCGACGACAUCGCUAAGCUCGCUGCAACUCCACUCGGGAACGACGCCGUCCUGGCCGCCCCCGAGUACUGCAAUGCCAACUUCACAUCUUACUUCACGCUCACCUUUUGGUCGAACCCAGCUCUGUCGUUGACGUUCGCAGGUCGAAAAGCGUGCUACUUUAACACUGGCGUUAUGGUGAUCGAUCUGGAGCGAUGGCGGGAAGGAGAUUAUACGACCAAGAUUGAAGAAUGGAUGGAGCUUCAGAAGAGAAUGAGGAUUUACGAACUGGGGUCAUUGCCGCCGUUUUUGCUCGUCUUCGCGGGCAAUAUUGCUCCAGUAGAUCACCGCUGGAAUCAACACGGCCUGGGCGGUGAUAAUUUCCGGGGACUUUGCAGGGAUCUGCACCCGGGUCCCGUAAGUCUUUUGCAUUGGAGCGGGAAGGGCAAACCAUGGGCUCGACUCGACGCCAACCGCCCAUGCCCAUUGGACGCUCUGUGGGCUCCUUACGAUCUCUUACAAACUCCUUUCAUUCUUGAUUCCUGAAGGAUGCUGAGAAACUGAGAAUUGAGAUGGGAGGGGUCGAGGGAAGGAAAGAAGCUGGACUGCUGGAAAUGAGAAGAUGAUGAUCUCGUUGUUUCUCCUCCCUGUCUAUCCAUUCGGAGUUCGGAGUGUUGUUGUCUGGUCAGAACUCAGAAGRCGAUCCAUGUGGGGUUUGGUUGGUUUGUAUAUUAUAAGUAGAUUAGCAGCUGUUUAUAACCACACACCAUUUACAGAGUCAAGAGGCGAGAAAUAUAGACAAGUGAACUACUAAUACUACUGGCGCUGCUCUGGUUCUGCAAAUUUUCCUGUUCAAAAGAUCUAUGGUGAGUACUGUAGAGUUUGUAGAGCAAAGGAAACCUUUUUCUUUCUUUUUCUUUUUCCUGAAUCCUGAGCCUGAGGUUCAUGAAUAAUCAUGGUUAAUUUGAUUGAUCAUGAAACUAUUUUGUAAUAAAAAAACAUUACUAAGAAAUAUAUGAAUAAUAUCUCCAAUGGCCAAAUGGGCAAUGGCUUUACAGGUAA